Messenger RNA from Adineta ricciae, 339 nucleotides. The record is from the annotation of a GenBank genome assembly. Lineage: Eukaryota; Metazoa; Rotifera; Eurotatoria; Adinetida; Adinetidae.
AUGCAUUGCAUUUCUUGGCUUGCUUUUGUUCUCGUUAUUUAUAUCUGUCAAGCACAACCUGUCACAGAGACUCACUGGUCAAUAGAUGACGAUCAUUAUAAGUAUGAUGCAACCGAGGCUGAAACACAUCAGACCAUUCUUCACGUAUCCACAGCAGAAAAUCCUCUGGAUCAUACAGUACAAACCAGUGCCAGUCAUGAACCAAUCGAAAUCCAAGUACAGUUUGACAAAGACGCACGGCAAAGUGUCAAACUGGUUUACAACAGUGGCAGUCGCAAUUAUUGUUACUGUGUUCUGCCAUUUAUUCUCGCUACUCUCGUGGGAAUGCUCCAGUUUUGA